CAUUUUUUUCACGUUCUCUCCUCUUUUCCUGACUUCCAAACACAGCGUAAGGAAACACUGCGCUAGGGCUUCAUGCACAGAUGAAUUGUUUUGAUGGGGAUUCGAUUUCCUGAUUUGGAGUAGAGUCAAUUGUUCGUUAUAUUCACCUAAUUGAUCGUUCCUUCGUUCCUCCCACAGACUCUCUUCUUCUCUUGGUGUUUUGGAUAUGGACUAAGGUCAUGCAGAAUUUGGAGAACUAGCCAAUGUCGAUCUGUAUAUCAUAGUCAACUACUCAACUGGAAAGGGUUUUAUUCUUCGUUAUUUGUGAUGGACUCCCUUGAUUUAAUAGAGUUUUCUGAAACCCUACAAAUGCUUCCUCCUCCUCCCGGUAGUUUUCUAGAUCGAGAAGAACUUAUUCAACAUGUGGGGGAGUUUGCCUUGUCCCAGGGAUAUGUUGUAACUAUUAAGCAGUCUAGGAAGGACAGAGAUGUAAUCCUCGGAUGUGACAGAGGAGGUGUUUAUCGGAGUAGGCGAAAAACUAUUGACGAGGCAUCUGGUGAAAAUGCCCGGAAAAGGAAAACAGGUUCUAGGCUUACCAAUUGUCCAUUUGAAUGUCUGGGUAAAAAGGAUGAUGGAUUUUGGGUACUAACCAUAAAAAAUGGUUCACACAACCAUGAACCUUUAAAAGACAUUUCGGAGCAUCCUUCUGCUCGUCGCUUCUCAGAGUCAGAGGUGCUGCUAAUUAAAGAGAUGACAGAAGCUGGUUUAAAACCACGCCAAAUUUUAAAGAGAUUGAGACAAAGUAAUCCAGAGCUUUUAUCGACGCCAAAGCAUGUGUACAACAUCAAGUCUAGGCUCCGACAGGGAAACCCUACAGUGAAGAGAUUCAAGACAUUGAGACCCCAAACAUCUGGUGUUGGAAAUUCAAAUCUACCAACAACUAGCGAGCCAUCUUGGCGCCAGCGAAACCCUCCGAGGGUUCCCAAUCUCAUUGCUGGUAGAUUUGUUGAUUCACAAUCAUUGGUGUCCAUUGACGUGAUAAAUCCUGCGUCACAGCAAGUUGUUUGCCAAGUUCCCUUAACCACCCCUGAAGAGUUCAAGGCUGCAGUAUUUGCUGCAAAAAGGGCUUUCUCAUCCUGGCGAAGCACUCCAGUCACAACCCGUCAACGGCUCAUGUUCAAGCUCCAAGAACUUAUCAGGAGAGAUAUUGAUAAGUUGGCGAUGAAUAUUACAAGCGAGCAGGGUAAAACAUUGAAGGACUCAUACAGUGAAGUGUUACGUGGGCUAGAGGUUGUGGAGCAUGCUUGUGGAAUGGCAAGUCUGCAAAUGGGGGAGUUUGCCUCAAAUAUAUCAUAUGGAACCGAUAGCUAUAGUAUUAGAGAGCCACUUGGUGUUUGUGCCGGGAUUUGUCCUUCCAACUUUCCAGCAAUGGUUCCACUAUGGAUGUUCCCUAUGGCAGUUACUUGUGGUAAUACAUUUAUUCUAAAGCCAUGUGAGAGAGAUCCAGGUGCUUCGGUUAUACUUGCAGAGUUAGCAGUGGAGGCUGGUUUGCCUAAAGGUGUCUUGAAUAUUGUUCAUGGCACCCAUGACAUCAUGAAUUCCAUCUGUGAUGAUGAUGAUAUUAAAGCUGUAUCGUUUGUUGGUUCAGAUACUGCUGGCGUGUAUGUUUUUGAAAGAGCAUCAGCUAGUGGUAAACGUGUUCAGUGUAACAGGGGAGCCAAAAAUCAUGCAAUUGUCAUGCCUGAUGCAAGCAUGGACGCGACCUUGAAUGUAUUAGUUGCCACAGGUUUUGGUGCUGCAGGACAAAGGUGCAUGGCAAUCAGCACGGUUGUUUUUGUUGGAGGAUCAAAUUUGUGGGAAGAUAAAUUAGUGGAGCUUGCUAAAUCACUUAUAGUAAAUGCUGGAACUGAAUCGGAUGCUGACCUUGGUCCUGUGAUUAGCAAACAGGCAAAGGAGCGCCUAUGCAGAUUGAUUCAGAGUGGUAUUGAUAGCGGUGCCAAACUAGCACUUGAUGGAAGAAACAUUGUGGUGCCAAGGUAUGAACUGGGCAACUUUAUUGGUCCUACCAUAUUAUCUGACGUCAGAGUUGAGAUGGAGUGCUACAAGGAGGAAAUUUUUGGCCCAGUGCUACUUUGCAUGGAGGCUGACAGUUUAGAGGAGGCCAUAAACCUCGUUAACAGAAACAAAUAUAGCAGUGGAGCUUCCAUAUUCACAACAUCUGCUGCAGCUGCUAGUAAAUUCCAGAGUGAGAUUGAGGCUGGGCAGGUUGGCAUAAAUGUUCCUGUUGCAGCCUCACUGCCCUUUUUCUCCUCUAACGGCUCCAAGGCAUCUUUUUCCGGGGAUCUCAAUUUCUCUGGCAAGGCUGAACUACACUUCUACACCAAGGUCAAAACAGUGACUCGACAAUGGCAGGAUUUUCCUAGUAGUGAUGGUGUAUCCUUGGGAAAUACAGAAUCCUUGGCUUUUACAACUUCUGAUGGAUCACAACAAAUCCAAGAUGCUUAAAUCGUUAUUUUUCUAGUCGGUUUUCCUUUAUCCUUUAUUUUUGUGUUUUUUGUAGUUGUAUUUGCCUUCUUUUUUCUUCUUUGUAUUGUACGAACCCUUCAAUGAUUCAUGGACUCUUCCCUUUGCCUUC
Messenger RNA from Rhododendron vialii, 2614 nucleotides. Its product is annotated as methylmalonate-semialdehyde dehydrogenase [acylating], mitochondrial-like. NCBI's taxonomy places the organism in Eukaryota, Viridiplantae, Streptophyta, Magnoliopsida, Ericales, Ericaceae. Gene Ontology annotation, cellular component: mitochondrion. Gene Ontology annotation, biological process: thymine catabolic process; L-valine catabolic process. The transcript is spliced from 21 exons. Gene Ontology annotation, molecular function: malonate-semialdehyde dehydrogenase (acetylating, [NAD(P)+]) activity; methylmalonate-semialdehyde dehydrogenase (acylating, NAD+) activity. The coding region runs from base 307 to 2484 and encodes 725 amino acids. The record is from RefSeq and is a predicted model, not a curated record.